GAUGAUCCGUUUCUGAUGGUAUUUAAGCCUCGGUGUAGAUCAGAAAUGCAUAGUUUCAAUCAGGAUCAGAUCACGCUAAUACCUCCUAGCAAGAUGGCGAAGUUCUUGAUAAUCAUGACGACGUUGCUGGCUGCGGCCCUAGCCUACCCUGGUUACGGUUCCAGCGGGCGCGGUAGUCUCGGAAGUGGUGGCUUCGGCAGCAGCCAAGGAAGUCAAGGGGGAUUCGGUGGUGGUAGCCACGGAGGUGGUCUCGGUGGAGGUAGCCACGGAGGCGGUAUCGGCAGCGGUAGCCAAGGAGGUUUCGGCAGCGGUAGCCAAGGAGGUUUCGGCAGCGGUAGCCAAGGAGGAUUCGGCAGCGGCAGCAGCAGCUACGGUGGCCACGGAGGUCAUGGCAGUCAUCACCUUUCUGGGCUAGAUGGUGGAUACGGCCAGGGACAGGGCGGUUUCGGUGGCAGCCAGGGAGGCUUCGGUGGAAGUCAGGGAGGCGUCGGUGGAAGUCAGGGAGGUUUCGGUGGAAGUCAAGGAGGUUUUGGAAGCGGUAGCCGCGGAGGUCAAGGAGGUUUUGGAAGCGGUAGCCGCGGAAGUCAAGGAGGCUUCGGAGGAGGAAGUCAGGGCGGUAUCGGUGGCAGCCACGGUAGCGGUGGAUACGGACAUAAAUAUUAAUCUUUUUUUAAUUGUGUAUGUAAAAAAUGUGAAUUGUGAUUAUGAUCGACUCCCAAACCAGUAAUAAAUAGUACAAAAUCGAAAAAAC
Messenger RNA from Cydia splendana, 751 nucleotides. RefSeq lists its product as uncharacterized. NCBI's taxonomy places the organism in Eukaryota, Metazoa, Arthropoda, Insecta, Lepidoptera, Tortricidae. The coding region runs from base 16 to 663 and encodes 215 amino acids. The record is from RefSeq and is a predicted model, not a curated record. The transcript is spliced from 4 exons.